AUGAUACGUAUAUUACAGGGCAUGCCUACCUUGAAACGAGCGUUUCAUACAUGUCUCACAGGGAUUGGGAACCCAGAGCCCACCUACAGGGACACGAGACAUAACGUGGGCUUGUUCGUACUAGAUGGCAUUAAAGAUUAUCUUGUUGGAUCGCAAGUGCGUUAUCUACCGUGUUCCAAAGUGAGCAAAGUACAUGCCCAAUACUUGACUGUUCCACCAGACCUAAUUCUACUCAGAUCUGAUGGAUCAUACAUGAAUGUCAGUGGGGAGAACGUAAUCCCAGUGUGGCGACGCAUCGAGAGUCAAAGCUCUUCUCCCUUGAAACACAUUGUGAUCCACGACGAUCUGGAGAAACCUCUCGGGAAUGUACAAUUAAGAGGUCCAGGGACCUCCUUACGAGGUCACAACGGGCUCAAGAGCAUUGCCAGUAAAUUGGGGGGCAAGAACACGUUUUAUAAGUUGAGCAUUGGCAUAGGGAGACCCCUAAGUAAGGACCCGAAGGCUGUGUCCGACUAUGUACUGGGCAAGUUCAUAACUCAAGAGAUGGACAUCCUACGAGAGAAGAGUCUUCCUCUGGCUUUGAACCUUCUGGGACUAUGA
Naumovozyma castellii is the source of this 600-nucleotide messenger RNA. RefSeq names its product aminoacyl-tRNA hydrolase (gene PTH1). The transcript has a single exon. Bases 1 to 600 code for a protein of 199 amino acids. The record is from RefSeq and is a predicted model, not a curated record. NCBI's taxonomy places the organism in Eukaryota, Fungi, Ascomycota, Saccharomycetes, Saccharomycetales, Saccharomycetaceae.